UGCAGUCGAUCCGUGGGUGACCACGUCUGUGCCACACUUUGCCAUCGGUCUUCUGGGACUUGGAAAGAAAGAACCGGCCGCUUCCCAUCACCUCCCCCUCCGCCACCAUUUCGGACACCCGGCAGGAACUCGUUUUGUGGUAUCCACUGAUUUCUGAGAAAGACGCGAGAUCUUGGAUUUCCCCACCCCAGCCCACCAAGCCCCGCGACCACCUGUCCUUGACACAGUGACCCUUCUCCCAUGACCCUGCGGUGCCUAGAGCCCUCCGGGAAUGGCGCGGAGCGAACGCGGAGCCAGUGGGGGACCGCCGGUUCCGCGGAGGAGCCGUCCCCGGAGGCGGCGCGCCUGGCCAAGGCCCUGCGCGAGCUCGGACAGACAGGAUGGUACUGGGGAAGUAUGACUGUUAAUGAAGCUAAAGAAAAAUUAAAAGAGGCGCCCGAAGGAACUUUCUUGAUUAGAGAUAGUUCACACUCAGACUACCUACUAACAAUAUCUGUUAAGACGUCAGCUGGACUGACUAAUCUGCGCAUUGAGUACCAGGAUGGGAAGUUCAGAUUGGAUUCUAUCAUAUGUGUCAAGUCCAAGCUGAAGCAGUUUGACAGUGUGGUUCAUCUGAUUGACUACUAUGUUCAGAUGUGCAAGGAUAAGCGGACGGGCCCUGAAGCCCCCCGGAAUGGGACUGUUCACCUCUAUCUGACCAAACCACUCUAUACGUCAGCACCUUCUCUGCAGCAUUUCUGUCGACUCACCAUUAACAAAUGUACCGGUACCAUCUGGGGACUGCCUUUACCAACAAGACUAAAAGAUUACUUGGAAGAAUAUAAAUUCCAGGUAUAAAUGUAUCUCUCUCUGUUUUUUUUUUUAAAACAAUGCCUCAUAUAGAAUAUCUCUGAAUGCAGCUAUGUAAAAGAGAACCAAAACUGAGUGACUGCCCAGGCUGGAUAACUGCGCAGGAUUCGUUCUCAGAACAGCUGGACCCACUCUAACUUAAAGGUGUGAAGAGGUAGCUAGGUAUUAUAAAGUUCCCCUAGAUAAGUUUCAGCUGAGUGAUGCUUCCUUUCCUAUGCCUGACCAAGUCCAGGCAAUCCUUUUAAAUUA
Molecule: messenger RNA, 1098 nt
Organism: Jaculus jaculus (lesser Egyptian jerboa)
Lineage: Eukaryota; Metazoa; Chordata; Mammalia; Rodentia; Dipodidae
Product: suppressor of cytokine signaling 2
Exons: 1
Coding region: 241-837 (198 amino acids)
Biological process (GO): intracellular signal transduction; phosphatidylinositol phosphate biosynthetic process
Cellular component (GO): phosphatidylinositol 3-kinase complex
Molecular function (GO): 1-phosphatidylinositol-3-kinase regulator activity
Source: RefSeq, a predicted model, not a curated record